GGCUGCCCGCUAUCUCAGAGACCCGGCCGUCUUCUGACCCGAAUGCACAAUAUCGGACGUUACUUAGUUCAUAAGACGUCCGCUCCUUCUUCACGGCAACCGAAGAAACACCCGGGAUAUCAUGCAGCAGGAUGCUGACAACAGUCUUAUAUCUGUUUAAUAUUUAACUCUCGCAGACUUCCAGGUUGCUUCAGACGACUCAACAAACUAUUUCAGCUUAUCAUCAUGCCAAGACAACACCUAACACCGAACGCGUGCCUAGUAUGCCGCAAGAAAAGGACAAAGUGUGAUGGCCAGAUGCCAUGCCGCAGGUGCAGGUCUCGUGGAGAGGAAUGCGCAUACGAGGACAAGAAAUGGCGUACCAAGGACCAUCUCAGGUCCGAAAUUGAAAGACUUCGAAACGAGCAACGGCAGGGACAUGCGGUGAUUCGGGCUCUCAUCAACGACGAGCAGGACUGGGAGUCGUUCCUAUCACGGAUCCGGGGCGAUGAAUCACCAGAGGCUAUUGCCGACUGGAUACGCUCGAUACGGAACCUUUUUGAGCCGCUCCAGGCGGCGUCAUCACAGAGCAUGGGAGGCUUGGGUGCACCACCAACAUUGCUGUCACCGUCUCAAGCCACCGCUUCCGAGUCAUCACAACUGCACAGAGCCGCUAGCUUCGCUGGCAUUGGCAGCUACAACUUUGGUCAGGGCCGGGUCCCAUUUGACCAGUCCACUCCUCGGAGCAGCUUCUCCUCGGAUCUCUCCCCUACCACCCCCUUCUCGUUCAGGGAACAAGCAGAUUUCAUUCACGCCCCUCAGCCCAUGUAUCCGUCCUCUAGAAGGUUUUCUAGCUCAUCCCUUCCAUCCCUUCCUCUGCGACAUUCUUCGCAACCUCUUGUGCCUGGUAUCUUCAACGAGCCCUUGCCUCAUACUUGGACCAGUAUAACAUCAGACACCCAGCUCGUCCAGAGACUUCUAUCCAGAUUCUUCUCGGCUCCAUGCUCUUUACUAUGCUUCAUCCCGCAAUCUUCUUUCAUGAAGGCGUUUCGUGAGGGCGAUUCCCGCUACUGUUCCGAGGCCCUGGUGAACGCCAUUUUGGGAAAGGCCUGCAAAUCUUACGGUACGGCCUCAAAUAUUGUGUCCAGAAUGGCAUUUGGAGAUGCAUUCAUUGGCGAAGCAAAGAGGCUGCUAGCAACCGAACCGAACCACACGAACCUUCCGAGCACCCAAGCUUUGGCUGUCCUUGCCCUUGCUGAGAUCUCUGAAGGAAAAGACGAUGAAGCCUGGGACUUGGCAUGGGCAUCCGUGAGGGCAGCGAUAACUCGUGAACAGAGCUUUCAUGUGGAUCAAGAAUUCGCAACAGCCAGGGCAGUGUCUUAUUGCGGUGGUUUCACGUUGAUUCACAUGCUACGCCUUCUUACCGGUCGUCUCGACCUGAACACUAGUCCCUUUUUCAUGAGGCUAUAUCAGGGUUCUGAAGAGACUCCUGAAGAUGAGCCACAAAAUCGCAUUGAACGAGGAUUCGCGCUGCAUAUGCAGUUCCUAGCUGAACUAGAACACUGCCCGCCGCUUCCUCGGUUUGUGUUUGAAAUCACAACCGCUGUGCACACUUUUGCGUCGUACAAUUUCUCCAACGCCGCAACUGCCGAAGAGCUUGAAGACGCUUAUGGAAAGUGUCUGGAUGCCUACAAGCGUUUUGAAGAAACAUUUUGCCUUGAUAUGGAUACCACGCCGGACUUGUUGUUUGCACAGAUCUGGUAUCACUAUUGCCUGCUCGCUCUUCUACGCCCCUUCGUAAAGAGCACCGCAAGCUUGAGAGACAGUGCAAUGACAACCCCCAGACUACGAAACGAUGCCAACCCUUCCGAUAUUUGCCAACGAUCAUCUGAGGCCAUCAUCUUUCUCACGAGUACUUACCAAACUCGCUUCUCGUUGGGCAACCCGCCUGAGCUGCUCCCCCAUAUGCUCUUUGCGGCCGUUCUCUAUCAGGUGACGCUCACGCCCGACCCCGAGCACUUGAGCACCAUUGCCAACGACAUUAAACCGGAGCUUUCCGAAUCCCCUGUGAUGAUGCCGUCUCAGGCUGCCUUUGGUGCUCAUGGGAACUCCAAUUUGGUUCCGCCGCCGCCGAUGCCGUUCAACAACCAUGGUUCUUAUUUCCCGCAACCUCUUUCUCCCGUGUUGAAGUUGGAAGUCAGACAGGCAGCACCCCGUCGCGAGUCCAGCAUCUCGUUGUCAUCUACCUUUGACAGCUGUGGCAAUCGCCGACCCAGCGACAGUUUCACAUCCAGCACACUGACUUCUCAUGAUGCUUCGGAGAGAGAGUCCUCCACGUCAGACACUCAGUCCGAUUUCCUCCCGUUUUUCACCUCGGAGCCUGCUGACCUUGUCACCAUCGGUUCACUGCAACUAGCAUCCAUGCAACAUCACGGUGCCGUCGAAGCGACUCGCUUAUUGCGUAGUUUGAGCACCGUGAAGGAUCUAGUGGGAUCCACUCUUGACCUGGAAACUUUGGCCGAGGCAUUGCCCUUCCCCAUGGGUGAUCUCAACACAGCCGUACUCUAUACGGGCCUUGGUCUGCAGAGGGCGCCUGUUGAGCCAAUGCAGGUCACUGGGCCGUAAAGGGUCCUAGGCAACCAAUGCUUGUUACAAUCUCGACCUUCUUUUUGCUUUCCCUUUGUUCACCUAAGGCAUUUGGAUGGGCGGUUUUUUAUUAUGCUUUUUUUUUUUUACUAUUAUUUGACUAUUUUCUAAUUUUUCUUUUGUUGCUUCUGGGGCUCGAUGCGGCACCUUAUUUUUCACCUUUCAUUCAGCAACUGUAAGCAUUUACCCGCUUGGCUUGAGCCGGGAAUGCUGCAGCUUUGGACGACGCCUGUGCUGGUGGUUACUGGGAUGUUGGCGUUAAUAUGAACUGGAUGAUGGGACUGGAUUGGGAUGGUAAACGGAGUGAUACCCGAUGGCUUGGGUUUGCUUCGGUUGGGUUGAGUUUAAGGAGUUUAAUUGGUGCGAGGCAUGGCGCUUGCUUCGUGGGUUGAAGGAUGGGACUCACAGGUCAGGACUUGUUUGCACUCCUAGAGAUCCUACAUACUUACCUACAUUUGCGCGGCGUUUUGGUUUUGCUUUGGUAGGAGUUUUAGAUAUCACCUUUAAGAAUUAUUUUAUUUUUGAUCACACA
This is a messenger RNA of Neurospora crassa OR74A, 3157 nucleotides long. It is a transcript of the gene fl, whose product is annotated as fluffy. The record is from RefSeq and is a predicted model, not a curated record. Gene Ontology annotation, biological process: regulation of DNA-templated transcription. Gene Ontology annotation, molecular function: DNA-binding transcription factor activity, RNA polymerase II-specific; zinc ion binding. The transcript has 5 exons. The coding region runs from base 226 to 2604 and encodes 792 amino acids. Lineage: Eukaryota; Fungi; Ascomycota; Sordariomycetes; Sordariales; Sordariaceae.